This is a messenger RNA of Nelumbo nucifera (sacred lotus), 1593 nucleotides long. RefSeq lists its product as uncharacterized. NCBI's taxonomy places the organism in Eukaryota, Viridiplantae, Streptophyta, Magnoliopsida, Proteales, Nelumbonaceae. Gene Ontology annotation, molecular function: phosphatidylinositol transfer activity. The record is from RefSeq and is a predicted model, not a curated record.
CCUUUUUUUUGGUACAUAACUUCAAAAAUGGUAUGGGCUAUCCGGCUAUGUGUUUGUGUAGAUGGAAUCCUCAAACUCAAAUUUCUCUCUCCAGAAUAUCCAAUGCUUUGGGCUUGACGAUCAUUCAUCCAGAUACAUAAAAAUUUACAGGGCUGGGAGAUCUCAAAUUGUGCUGAUGUUUUGAGCUACUUCCAGACGCCAUUAAUCGUUACCUCACCUCUUUCUCUUGUUGAUUUUUUCAACCGAUCCAGUUGUUUUUCUUUGCAAACCUAUCUCUAAGAACUAUUUUCCCGCAUACUUUUUUGACGGUUGACCAGAUUUCCGUUGCUUUCGGCAGUUCAGAUUAUUCAGGAGCUGGGAAAGGGUCGAUUUUUAUUUAUUUAUUUUUUGCGCCGAGGGGAAGGGAAGGUUUAGUUAUUUCGUACCAGAUUGACAGGAAGGUUUGUUUGAAGUUAUGACAACAAUUUUGAAGAAGACCACUUCAAAUGGCAAAGAAAAAAUGCCAAAAUUUGAAGAGCAGCAAGCAAAGAUUAAUGAAGUGCACAAAAUGAUAGGGGCGUUGCCAGAAAAGCUGUCUUCUUACUGUUCUGAUGCAUCAAUCUCAAGGUAUUUGCGGGCACGAAACUGGAAUGUCAAAAAGGCAACUAAAAUGCUGAAAGAAACUUUGAAAUGGAGGUUCGAGUAUAAGCCAGAAGAAAUCCGUUGGGAAGAAGUUGCCCAUGAAGCUGAAACAGGAAAAAUGUACAGAUUAAAUUACACUGAUAAGCAUGGAAGAAUUAUUCUUGUCAUGAGACCUGGUUGUCAGAAUACAAAGUCAACAAAAGGACAAAUUAGGUACUUGGUGUAUUGCAUGGAGAAUGCAAUUUUAAAUCUACCACCCGAGCAAGAGCAGAUGAUUUGGCUCAUUGACUUCCACGGUUUCAAUAUGUCAAGUAUUUCAGUGAAGGUAACACGGGAAACAGCCCAUGUUUUACAGGACCAUUACCCAGAAAGGCUAGGUGUGGCAAUUCUGUACAAUCCACCCAAGAUUUUUGAAUCCUUUUGGACGCUGGUGAAACCCUUUUUAGAGCUGAAGACUUACAGGAAAGUAAAGUUUGUUUACUCUGACGACCUUAACUCCAAGAAAAUAAUGGGAGACCUCUUUGACAUGGACAAGCUCGAGACAGCUUUUGGGGGAAAUAGCCAGUUGGGUUUCAACUUUAAUGACUAUGCCGAAAGGAUGAGAGAAGAUGACAAGAGGAUGCCCUCAUUUUGGACGAGAGGGAGUUCUCCUGUGGUCCCAGAGCCAAUCCCCACUACUGCCCCAUGUUUUAGUCCCAUCAACUUAGAAUCAGACUCUGAUGACUCAGGUAAGGAGCAAACGAACAACUCUUCCAAUGAAGGAGUUGAUUCAGAAGAAUGCUCCCCUGAUGACUGUCUACCAGUGGCAAAUGAGCAUAUAAACUGUGUUGGAGAUGCAAAUUCUGGUGAAGGUUCAACCAGCCUUCCAGACCUUGGUAAGGUACAAAUAUCUUAGGAUCUAACUAUGCUAACUGUUUGACAUUUAUUAGAUGGUUGCAAUUAAUAUGAAAGUAUAAUUGCUUUAAACUUUUA